Molecule: messenger RNA, 6494 nt
Organism: Jaculus jaculus (lesser Egyptian jerboa)
Lineage: Eukaryota; Metazoa; Chordata; Mammalia; Rodentia; Dipodidae
Gene: Dtna
Product: dystrobrevin alpha
Exons: 23
Coding region: 302-2461 (719 amino acids)
Biological process (GO): synaptic signaling
Cellular component (GO): plasma membrane; synapse
Molecular function (GO): zinc ion binding
Source: RefSeq, a predicted model, not a curated record
GCUGGGAGGAUGAGAUCAUAGUUUCAGGAUCCUCAGGAAACCCUGGUACUGGCAGCAGCCAGCCUCUGCUGUGCCCACAUGACCCACAACUCUGGCAGCGGACCCGGCACUUCCAACAUGAUUAAAUAAUAAGCAAGCGGCUCCUGCUUCAUGCCCACACCUCCCUACAGACCAAUGGACACCUUCUAAGAGUUUGGCGAGUCGGUGACCGAGGCGCCCGUCCGUUCCAAGCUAAUACUCAUUAAUUAAAAUUGGCAUCUAUGAAAAUGGAAUUAAUAAUACCUUCAGACAAGAUAUGUGAAUGAUUGAAGAUAGUGGGAAAAAAGGAAAUACCAUGGCAGAAAGAAGACAGCUGUUUGCAGAGAUGAGAGCUCAAGAUCUGGAUCGCAUCCGACUCUCCACCUACAGAACAGCAUGCAAGCUGAGGUUUGUGCAGAAGAAAUGCAAUUUGCACCUGGUGGACAUUUGGAAUGUCAUAGAAGCAUUGCGGGAAAAUGCUCUGAACAACCUGGACCCAAACACAGAACUCAACGUGGCCCGCUUGGAAGCUGUUCUCUCCACUAUUUUUUAUCAGCUCAACAAACGGAUGCCCACCACUCACCAAAUCCAUGUGGAACAGUCCAUCAGUCUUUUGUUGAACUUCCUGCUGGCAGCCUUUGACCUGGAAGGCCAUGGUAAAAUCUCUGUAUUUGCUGUCAAAAUGGCUUUGGCUACACUGUGUGGAGGGAAGAUCAUGGACAAAUUAAGAUAUAUUUUCUCAAUGAUCUCUGACUCCAGUGGAGUAAUGGUUUAUGGACGAUAUGACCAGUUCCUUCGGGAAGUUCUCAAACUACCCACAGCAGUUUUUGAAGGUCCGUCAUUUGGUUACACAGAACAGUCAGCUAGAUCCUGCUUCUCCCAGCAGAAAAAAGUGACAUUAAAUGGCUUCUUGGACACGCUCAUGUCAGAUCCUCCCCCACAGUGUCUGGUCUGGCUGCCUCUUCUGCAUCGAUUGGCCAAUGUAGAAAAUGUCUUCCAUCCCGUUGAGUGCUCCUACUGCCACAGCGAGAGCAUGAUGGGAUUUCGUUACCGCUGCCAGCAGUGUCACAACUACCAGCUGUGCCAGGACUGCUUCUGGAGGGGACAUGCCGGGGGUUCCCAUAGCAACCAACACCAGAUGAAAGAGUAUACAUCCUGGAAAUCACCUGCAAAGAAGCUAACAAAUGCAUUAAGCAAGUCCUUGAGCUGUGCUUCCAGCCGUGAACCUUUGCACCCCAUGUUCCCAGACCAGCCUGAGAAGCCACUCAAUUUGGCGCACAUCGUUGAUACUUGGCCUCCCAGACCUGUAACCAGCAUGAACGACACUCUUUUCUCCCACUCUGUUCCCUCCACAGGAAGCCCUUUUAUUACCAGGAGGAUACAGUACAGCCUGAACGUGGCAGACAGACUAGCUGAUGAACAUGUUCUCAUUGGGUUGUAUACCAGCAUGCUCCGGAACAACCCGUCAUGUAUGCUUGAGGGUUCAAACCGGCUUGAUGAAGAACACAGGUUGAUUGCCAGAUACGCAGCCCGAUUGGCAGCAGAAUCUUCCUCGUCUGUAAGUAAUCAGCCAGCUCAGCAGAGGAGUGCCCCUGACAUCUCCUUCACCAUCGAUGCAAAUAAGCAACAAAGGCAGCUGAUUGCAGAGCUAGAAAACAAGAACAGAGAAAUCCUACAGGAGAUCCAGAGGCUACGGCUAGAGCAUGAGCAAGCUUCCCAGCCCACACCAGAGAAGGCACAGCAGAACCCCACCCUGCUGGCAGAACUGCGGCUCCUCAGACAGCGCAAGGAUGAGCUGGAACAGAGGAUGUCUGCUCUCCAGGAGAGCCGAAGAGAGCUGAUGGUCCAGUUAGAAGGUCUCAUGAAGCUACUAAAGACUCAAGGAGCAGGAUCUCCUCGCUCCUCCCCCAGCCACACCAUCAGCAGGCCCAUCCCCAUGCCCAUCCGGUCAGCAUCUACCUGCUCCACACCGACGCACACACCUCAAGACUCUCUCACUGGGGUAGGGGGAGAUGUGCAGGAGGCCUUUGCACAAAGUUCAAGAAGAAACUUAAGGAAUGACUUGCUGGUGGCUGCAGACUCUAUCACUAAUACCAUGUCAUCUCUGGUGAAGGAGCUGAACUCUGAGGUGGUGAGUGAAGCAGAUAGUAACAUGGAUUCUGAAUUUGCAAGGACCCAGUAUGAGGACCUGGUUCCAUCACCAACCUCUGAAAAGGCGUUUCUAGCGCAAAUCCAUGCCAGAAAACCUGGGUACAUUCACAGUGGAACUACCAGUACCGGGCAUGGUGACAUAGUUACGGAAGAUGGUAUUCCCUAUGCCCAAGCGGAGGAUGAGAACUAUGAGGAUGACUCUGUCCGGCAGCUGGAGAAUGAGCUGAAGAUGGAGGAGUACCUGAAGCAGAAGCUGCAGGACGAGGCCUGUCAGGUCAGCUUGCAAGGUUGAAUGCAAUAUCCUUUUAUCACUCUCCUCUCAAGUAAGCUAUAGUCAGACAGAUGAUGACAGUAACACGCAAGCUGGAGAUGGAGAGCUGUGCUCACAGAGAGGAGGAAGAAGCAGUCUGGCAGCAGCCUCGCUGGAGGAGGAGCCACCAACCACACCCAGCAGCUCCUGGCACCCCCACCCUAAAGAUGUGUUCCGAUGCCUGUAGUGCAGCUAAUGUUCUGUUCUGAGAUUUGUAGUUCCUAGGUGUGUGUUUUAGAGAGUGAGGAAGACUUUUCUUCCAAGAUAAUUUAUCAGCUCCAUCUCACAUGGCUCAUCCCUGUUUCAAAACAAACAUACAGAGGCUGAGAACCUGCUGCUGUUACACACGAUGGCAGUAUUAACAAGCAUUUUAAACCUUUGCACAUGACCUUGAACCUGUUCAGUUUACAAUGACAAUAUUAAUACUGUUUAUAGCUAGAGGUUUGAUUUCUGGAUUCUUUGACACUUUAGUAACCGUUUAUUGUACACUGUACAUUUUGUUUCCACAGCAGUUGGGAAAAAACAACCACUUCCCAUUGGAUUUGGUUCCUGAGUGUACAGACUCAGAUUCAGAGCCCAGAAGCCAAGAAUGGUCCUUGGCCUGAACUUGGCUGUAAGUCCCUAUGAGCAGCGACUUGAACCAAACCCCAGGAAUCACCCAUUCCCGGGGACUUCUUUCCAACUUGGGGUUGUUUUCUUUCAAAAUAUUCUAACAAGUCAGCCAUAGAAUUUAGUGUAAAUACUUUUUCCAAAUAGAUAGCAUAUUCAAAAAAAAGAGAACAUUCAAAUUAUAUAGAAUCUAGUUUUUAAAAUCAGCACAGAUCUUCUUAAAAACUGUGAACUAUGUUUUGAAAUACUCGUUACUAAACCACAGGUGCCAUAAAAUCCCCAGAUGGACUAAAGUUACCUGCACUCUUCCAUGGUCGUGUUCUUCGCAUUGUACCCUUAGGACGCAUGUCUCACACAGCACUGCUCAUUCACAAGUUCCCACGUCGGGUCAUCCGGAGGCCUUCAGCUUUAAAUGUACAGGCUUAAAGUGCGCUUGCAAAUGUUCCUCUCCUUUUCUUUCUGAAUGUUUAUUGCCUUUGCAGCCACCUGUUCUGCAUGCAGUAUCGUGUGGUCAUGUGAAAGGAGACAGGCUCUUCACAUCAUCAUGUUGGGAUUUUGCACUCAGUCUGAAGCUGAUGUGCAAAACAACUAUCAAAGACAAUGGAUACAAGACUGUGGAUGGGCCUUUAUGAGGCCGCUUUUAGGGAUUCUGGGAAAAAUGGAAAAAUUAUCAUUUGUUUCAAGAUUGGAGGUGGAAAGAAAAAAAAGCCAGUAUGAUGUUGGCUAUAUUAUGCUUGAAUGAGCAGCUUCUCUGGAAUUCACAUUUUUCCUUUGAAAGAAAGAAGAGAACAUCAUGGCAGAAUAUUGGGUCUGAAAUUAUGCCCCUCAGACCAGCAGCAUCAGAAUCACCUAGAAAAGUCUUAAAAAUGCACCCACACUUAAGUUCCAGCCCAGUCCUUAGAAUCAGAACCCUGGGAUCUGGGCCUAGAAAUUAAUGUUUUAAUCAGUUCUCCUAAUGAUUCUGAUGCAUGCUAAAGACUGAAAAGUACUGUCUUAUAAUCAAGUUGCAGUCUCUGAGAAGGCCUUAUUUGGGGUUGGGAACAUAGCUUACUUGGUAGAGUGUUUGCCUAGCAUGUAUCAAACACUAGAUUUGAUCCCUAGCACUGCAUAAACUAGGUGCAAUGGCCCCUAUAUUCCCAUAACUUGGGAGGUGAAGGUAGGAGGACCAGAAGUUCAAGUUAAGCCUCCACUACUAAUGAGUUUGAGGCCAGCCUGGGUAUAUGAGACUGUCUCAAAACCAAAAUAAAGGCCUUAUUCAGAAUAAGUGAAAAGGGUUUUAAGUCAAACUCAAAGUUUGGUGAUUCAAAGCUGGCAGGGCAGUUUGUGGGUGGCAGCUGAGAAUACACCUGAUCAGGGUAUUAUGUUAUGGUAGCCACACCUGGCCAGGGCAUUUGUUGGGUGGUAGCUGAGCACACACCUGGUUGGGGUAAUAGGUGGUAGUAGCCUCACUCCUGGUCAGGUAUUGUGGGUGGUAGCUAGAACAUACCUGGUCAGGGUAGUAGGUGAUGGUAGCUUCACACCUGGCCAGGUACUGGUGGGUGGUUACUGAGAGCCACCUCUGUGCCAUCUUCAGGUCCCAUCUACAAAGGGUCAUCAGCAGUCUUGCCUCAGUACAUAGUCAAAAACUAUCUCCUCAACUGCCCUUUGGAGAAAAAUCACUUGUUUGGGGGAUAAUAAAGUGCUUGUUUGGCAUCAGUAAUGGACCCUGUGCUGUCCCCAGAUUUAUUUAACCAUACUUCCAUUCCAAAAGCCCACCUCACAAAAGUCCCUGAGCAUAGGCUAGCACCAAAGUCGCACAAGUGCAUGGUUCUCUGAUUUCUUUGCACGGGUGGAGUCUACUGCAGGUUUUGUUCUUAUGUCUACAUGUUGAUCUCUCUUCCCCUGCCCAGCCAUUGUGAAACCACACCUCUCUCAUGGUGCAGGUGGACACUGGUGCCUCAUACUCAGUACUGGAAACCACUACAUCCCAGUUACCCUACAUUACUGUCAGCUCUGGAUCAGAGCCAGUAGUUCUUAAACUCUGACCCUUCAAGUGGCCCUCAGCCUCCGACUGGACUGAGCUGACCUAUAUUGUCUCAGUGUUUCUUCAUCAAAAUGUGUGUCUAAGGUUUGAACUCUUCUGCUGAAAACCUCCCCACUUGUCACAGGUUCCAUUGCCAACCAGCAUCGUCAUAAGGUGUUCAUUCCGUCUUACAAAGAACUCUGGAAACCAUCUUCAAUGACUAAUUUCUCACUAACUGGCCACCUUUUCUCUCUCUUAGCUCCACGUCCGCACUGAGACCAGACCCAAGCACCUCAGUCCUGUAAUCGAGACAAAAUGGCAUGUGUUGUUUUGGGGUUUUGUGAUCGUUGGUGGAUUUCUUUCCUUGGCUCUCCAGGUUUACUUUGGAGGCCUGCUCUAAGUGCAGACCCAGUAGGUUUCUUCUGUUUUGUCCAUUAGAUACCACUCCGUCUUGCAGGGGUUCUUUCUUGUUCCACAAGAAAUUGCACGUCCAUUUCCAUCAGAGCUGAUCGCCUAUCAAUGUGCACUGGUCUAACACAGCCAACCCUUCCACACACACAUAGCACUAUGGUGACAGAGGAGGGGGAAAUCUACUGGAAAGGAUUCAGGAAUCCGUUGUGGUUGGUCCGGACGGAAGUUGGGGUACGUUUGGUUGGUCAGAGGGAGAUGCACUGGAGAUUGUGAACAUGCAUUCUGAAUUAUCUAUGAUAAGGCAGGGAAGGUUCAUGUGUAAGUAGUAAUGUGAACUGAAUUGCAUUGAGUGUGGCCUUUGUUGUGAUAUACUAUGUAUUUUUUAUAUGCAUGAUCCAAACUGUUACAACAUAAUUUAGCACUAAUGUCUGCUCUUAUUUUGAUCAUAUUCAUCACCCAUAUUAGUUCCUGGCUAUUAACUGUAGAUAGAUCAUGUAAUACAUCAACCUUUGGUUUUGUUGCUAUAUUCACUUUGGUUUGAUUCCAUACAAGGAAACACACACACAAAAAAAAAAAAAAAGAAGAAGAAGAAGAAAAAGGAGCUCCACUGAAUCCUCUAAAGAAAUGACAUUUUUACUUUGAACCAAAAAGAAAAAAAAUCAGAAGUAUACAUUACAUCUUGAGGCUAAUUAACAUAAGACAUGUUUAAUUAUGACUACUGUAAUAUGAUGCCAUUUGAAAUAACCAAUUCAGAAACACUAAAGAUUUCACAAUAUUCAUUGCUAUUGUAACAAAACUAUGAUGGUAUGGAGUUUUGUAUUGCUGUUAGGUAUUGUUUUAUGUGUGUGUGUGUGUGUGUGUGUGUGUGUGUGUGUGUGUGUGUGUUGGAACCUCCUGGGGACAUGUUAUAUUUUGGAGUGAUUUAUCUAUUUAAUUGUGUGUCUAUAUUUUGGAAUGGAAUUAUUUCUUCAUUAAAAAUGUUUUUAAAAACUC